CACACACUUUGGUUUCAUUGACUAGUCGUUAAACCUCUCCCUCUUUAAUUCAUUUCAUCAUCAGUUACUGUUACACUUUCUCCUCCUUCAAGACUUGUUCUUCCUUUAAUUUCUCUCUUCUCCAACUUCCUCUGUCUCUCUCUCUUUCCAUUUUUUCAUCCACCCCCUUAAUUUUUAUCAUAUAAAUCACUCUUUUCUUUCUCACUCUCCAUGUUAAAAAAAUGGAAGGAAAAUUUUCACAAAGUAUCAAGAAGUGUGUAGUCCACAAGUCUAUCAAUACUAAGCAUGAGAAUAAGUUGACUCCAAAAGUUGUUCGGAUUUGUUAUACUGAUUGUGAUGCUACUGAUUCUUCAAGUGAUGAUGAUUUUGAUGAUAAAGAGAGAAAAAGAGUCAAAAAAUAUGUUACGGAGAUAAGGCUUGAAAAGAAAGUGUCGCAUGGAGAUGUGAAAAAACCAUCAAAUUUGAGUGAAAAGAAGAAAAAGAUGAUGGAUGUGAAGACAAACGAAAAUGUUAAGAAAUUUCGUGGGGUUAGGCAGAGGCCAUGGGGAAAAUGGGCAGCAGAGAUUCGAGAUCCCGUGAAAAAGACUCGAAUUUGGUUAGGCACUUUUGAAACUGCUGAAGAAGCUGCUAUGGUUUAUGAUCAAGCUGCUAUUCAAAUACGCGGUCCUGAUGCUUUGACUAAUUUUAUGAAGCCGCCAGUGAAGAAAGAAAGUGUGAUCACUUCAGUGUCGGAUUAUGAUUCUACAGGGGAGUCUGAAAAUCUUUGUUCUCCUACCUCUGUUUUGAGGCACAAUGACAAUAAUGUUGGUGUUACUGCUACUAAAAUAGCUACCAAUGAAGAGAUGAAGGAUGAUCGGAAAAGAAUGGAAUUUGCUAUGCGAAAUGAUCAAAAUGGGAUUUUGUUAGAUGAUAAUUUGCCAUUAAUGGAUCAGUGUUUUCUUAAGGAUUUUUUCGAUUUCAGGUCUCCUUCUCCAUUAAUGGAUGAUGUUUUGCCAGUAUUUUGCGAUGAUAUCGAUUUUCCAAAUGUGGAUUUUUUAGAUGGAAAUGGAAUUUUGGAUGAAGAUUUGGAGUCAUGUACGUGGGAUGUAAAUGAUUUCUUGGAAGAUCAUUGUUGUUGAUGGCCAUGAAGAAAUAAUGGAAGUGAGAGUAGAAAGUAAAUAUUGUUUUUUGGGUAAGUGAUUAGAUUUUUUGACGGACAUGUUUAACAUGUAAGGAAAGUUUUUAGUGGAAAUUCUUGGUGCAUAAGUAUGAUUUGGUUCAAUUAAUC
Molecule: messenger RNA, 1267 nt
Organism: Nicotiana attenuata
Lineage: Eukaryota; Viridiplantae; Streptophyta; Magnoliopsida; Solanales; Solanaceae
Product: pathogenesis-related genes transcriptional activator PTI6-like
Exons: 1
Coding region: 222-1118 (298 amino acids)
Biological process (GO): regulation of DNA-templated transcription
Molecular function (GO): DNA-binding transcription factor activity; DNA binding
Source: RefSeq, a predicted model, not a curated record